Messenger RNA from Ostrea edulis (European flat oyster), 703 nucleotides. Its product is annotated as cytochrome c oxidase subunit 5A, mitochondrial. The transcript is spliced from 5 exons. Gene Ontology annotation, biological process: mitochondrial electron transport, cytochrome c to oxygen. Lineage: Eukaryota; Metazoa; Mollusca; Bivalvia; Ostreida; Ostreidae. Gene Ontology annotation, cellular component: mitochondrial inner membrane. Bases 10 to 558 code for a protein of 182 amino acids. The record is from RefSeq and is a predicted model, not a curated record.
GAUGUUCCAAUGAAGCACUCAGUAAAUCUUGAACACAACGGAGCCGGGGAAGGUCAUAACACGAACAAAAUGAUCCGCUCUGCAUGUAAAAGAAUAGGCAUUACUGCCGCCAACGCUGUUAAACAACAAGUCAAAUCAGGAUGUCCUAGUGCUGCCGUGGCAGGAUUGAGACCAUACUCUGAUGUCACUGGUCCCCAGCCCCACACAUCCCUGUACCCUGUGGUCAGUGAGGGAACUUGGCUGCAGAAGAACAAUUACUCCCAGUUUGAUGGAUGGGAGUUGAGGCAGCUGAUUAAUUACAUAGCUGCUGAUGAUGGCGUACCAGAGCCAGAAAUCAUUAUCGAGGUCCUUAAAGGCUGCAGGAACCAGAAUGACUACGCCCUGGCGAUCCGCUUCUUGGAAGUUGUAAGGUUGAAGGGAGGGAAAAAGAAGGGCGUAAUCUGGCCAUACAUCAUGCAGGAGAUCGGACCAACAAUGGAGGAACUGGGUAUUAGUACACUUAAAGAAAUGGGAUACGAAGAACCCGAGUUAUGGCUAGAAAAUGUAGACGAUAUGUAAAAUAUUUUGGAAAAUCUUCAGAAGAGUGAUAGACGCAGAGACAGAUGUGAAAAAGAGACAUUUUAUUUAACAUUUCAAGCGUCAUGAUGUGUUGUUACAAGUUCUUACCUAAAUAAAAAAAAAAUUAAACGAAUGUCAUGAGAAA